Dictyostelium discoideum AX4 is the source of this 999-nucleotide messenger RNA. RefSeq names its product 3',5'-bisphosphate nucleotidase. Lineage: Eukaryota; Evosea; Eumycetozoa; Dictyosteliales; Dictyosteliaceae. Gene Ontology annotation, molecular function: inositol-1,4-bisphosphate 1-phosphatase activity; 3'(2'),5'-bisphosphate nucleotidase activity. The record is from RefSeq and is a predicted model, not a curated record. Gene Ontology annotation, biological process: phosphatidylinositol dephosphorylation; sulfur compound metabolic process. The transcript is spliced from 2 exons. Bases 1 to 999 code for a protein of 332 amino acids.
AUGAGUUUAUGUAAUUUAGCAAAAAUUAGAAGUGUUGCAAUUAAAGCAGUUGAAAAGGCUUGUAUUGCAUGUUUAGAUAUACAAAAGCAAUUAAUUUCAGAAGAUACAAUUAAUAAAAAAGAUCAAUCACCAGUAACAGUUGGUGAUUAUACAGUUCAAGCAUUAGUUAUCAAUGAAUUACUUAAAGGAUUAGAUGAAGAAUACCCAAUCAUUGCAGAAGAGGAUUCAAAAACUUUAUCAUCACAAAAAGAUGUAGAAUCAAAAGUAUUAUCAUUUUUCAAUCGUUAUUCAAAUGAAAGUUUUGUAGAAUCUCAAUUAAGUUCUUUAUUAGAUAAAGGUAAUAAAAAAAAGGAUUUAAAUUCCUCAAAUAGAUGGUGGACUUUAGAUCCAAUUGAUGGUACUUUGGGAUUUUUAAGAAAAGAUCAAUAUGCAGUUGCUUUAGCAUUAAUGGAAGAUAAUAAACCAAUUCUAGGUAUUUUAGGUUGUCCAAAUUUACCAGUAUCAAAGGGAUCAACUGAAAAAGGUUGUAUUUUUGUUGGUUUAAAAAAUAAGGGUUCAUUUAUGAUUAAAUUAUCAAAUUUAGAUCAAGAGGAACCAAUUAAGGUUUCAAAUCAAUCCGAUCCAACCAAAGCAAUUUUCACAGAAAGUUUUGUUUCAAGAGGAUUUGGUCAUGAAUUAAAUCAAAAGAUUUCAAAUUCAAUGGGUGUAACAGCAGAACCUUUAAAAAUUGACAGUCAAUGUAAAUAUGCAAUGGUUGCUCGUGGUGAUAGUGAUUGUUAUUUAAGAUUAACUCAAUUAGAUUAUAAAGAAUGUAUUUGGGAUCAUGCUGCUGGUCAUAUAAUCGUAGAAGAAGCUGGUGGUAUUGUAACUGAUUUCAAAAAACAACAAUUAGAUUACUCAAAAGGUUUCAAAUUAGAAAAUAAUGUUGGAAUUGUUUGUUCAAAUAAAUUAUUAAAUGAUUCAUUAUUUGAUUCAAUUAAAAAAUCAAUUCAAUUUUAA